AUGGCCCUCCGUCAGAAGCUCGCCGUCGUAACUGGCGGCGGCUCCGGAAUCGGCAGAGCGAUCGCGCACCGCUUCGCCCUCGAAGGCGCCACAUGCGUCCUGGUCGGGCGCGAUCCCAUGAAGUUGCGGGAUGCCGUCGUAAACCUCCUUCCCCCGGUCAAGCCGUGGGAGGGUUCGCCACCCGGGCCCCUCGAUGGCAGAAGCGCCGUGUUCUUUGCGCCCAAGACGAACCACUACGCGUUUGCGGGCGAUGUACAGGAUACCCAGUUUUGGAAUCAUCUGCGCCGUGAAUUUAAAAAACUUGAUAUCUUGGUAAACGCGGCAGGCGUGGCACAGAACAGUCUCCUCGUCAGGACCAAGGUCACGGACAUUAGCGACAUCAUCAACACGAACCUGGUCGGCACCACUCUCGGGUGCAGAGAGGCCUCUAGCAUGAUGAUCCGUCAAAUGGCCAACAGGAAGCCCGCCGACAGGUUUGAGGAGGCUGGCUGCAUCAUCAACGUCUCCAGCGUCCUCGCAAACAAGAAGGGAGCCGGCGCUGCAGUAUAUGCCGCUUCCAAAGCUGGCGUCUUGGGUCUCACAAGAUCUUUGGCCGUAGAGCUUGGAGGGUGCAACAUCCGUGUCAACGCCCUGGUGCCGGGCUAUAUAAACACGCCAAUGACUAAUAGCAAAAGCUCAAAGCUGGGUCAAACCGUCAUUGACUCAAUACCCCUCGGCCGAAUGGGCUCAACCAAGGAAGUAGCCGAUGCCGCUCUCUUCCUGGCCACCAACUCGUACGCUCAUGGCUGCAUUCUCAAUCUUGAUGGAGGAUUGAGCGCAGUUUGA
Pyricularia pennisetigena is the source of this 825-nucleotide messenger RNA. RefSeq lists its product as uncharacterized. The record is from RefSeq and is a predicted model, not a curated record. Lineage: Eukaryota; Fungi; Ascomycota; Sordariomycetes; Magnaporthales; Pyriculariaceae. Gene Ontology annotation, molecular function: oxidoreductase activity, acting on the CH-OH group of donors, NAD or NADP as acceptor. The transcript is spliced from 4 exons. The coding region runs from base 1 to 825 and encodes 274 amino acids.